Molecule: messenger RNA, 1284 nt
Organism: Leptopilina heterotoma
Lineage: Eukaryota; Metazoa; Arthropoda; Insecta; Hymenoptera; Figitidae
Exons: 1
Coding region: 1-1284 (427 amino acids)
Source: RefSeq, a predicted model, not a curated record
AUGAGAAGGCUAUCUCCACAGGAAAUAAAAGACAAUUCUAUUAAGAGCAAUUACAUUCCUCACCAUGGUAUAUGGCAGCGAAACGAUGACAGCAAAAAACUUAGAGUCGUCUUCAAUGCAUCUCGCCCGACAUCAUCAGGUCACAGUCUCAACGACGCCCUCUACGCUGGACCAAAACUGCAGAGUGAUAUAGCCACCGUCGUUACACAUUGGAGGCAGUACAAAGUCGCGUACUGCGCUGACAUCAAGAUGAUGUUCAGACAAAUCCGAAUCAGACCAGAGGACACUCAUCUCCAAAGAAUCAUCUGGAGUCCAGAUCCCGAUCAACCCGAAGAACACUUCGCUCUACUUACCGUUACUUACGGAGAAGCCAGCCGACGUGCGAUGGCAGCGACGGUGUAUUCUUGCACUAACAACUCUGCUCACCUAUUGGCAGCCAAAACCAAGCUGUCACCGAUUAAAAGCCUGAUCCCCACGACCAAACCCAACGCGAGAAUGACGAUUCCACGAUUAGAACUCCGAGCGGCUCUUCUAGGAGCAAAAUUAAUCCAACUACAAGCCGAAGCACUUGGCGUUAAGUUGCACGACUGUUUCGCAUGGAGUGACUCGCAAGUGGUUAUAAGCUGGCUUAAUUCAAUUCAACCAAUGGGAAAUGAAUUGGUGGACAAUUAUAUCGUCCACAUUCAGGAACUGCUACCAGGCGUCAAAUGGCGAUACGUACCGUCAGAAACCAAUCCAGCAGAUCUUGCCACGAGAGGUACCGACAUCGAAGGUCUAGCUAGCAAUCGACUCUGGUGGCAGGGUCCCUCCUGGCUCCAACAAAACCAAGAAGAGUGGCCUCAAGAAAUCUCGACUAGCUCUGCUAACGUCCCAAACAACGAAACCCUGCCCUCUCUCCAUUGCCUCGCAACUCAAGCGACCGAGACAAUAUUCGACCGAUUCUCCUCCCUUAUAAAACUUCAGAGAGCCUUAGUUCGAUGCCGAAGAAUAUUCCAAUCCCCAAAUACCCAGGUCAACUCGAUCCCUCCGCUCGCACCUACAACUACUGAGGAAAUGAAACGGGAAUUUCUUACAUGUGUUAAGAUGUCACAAGAACAAGACUUUUGGCACGAGAUUCAACUCUUGGGACAAGGUAAAUUUGUUCCGGUUGGGAGUGCCAUAGCUCGAUUAAAGCCGUUUCUAGAUGAACAGACCAUCCUAAGGGUCGGUGGAAGACUUGAAAAUUCAUCCCUUAACGAUGAGGAAAAACACCCCCCCCCCUUCUAUCCAGCCACAGUCAUCUAG